Molecule: messenger RNA, 6747 nt
Organism: Ailuropoda melanoleuca (giant panda)
Lineage: Eukaryota; Metazoa; Chordata; Mammalia; Carnivora; Ursidae
Product: rootletin
Source: RefSeq, a predicted model, not a curated record
CUCCCCCUCCCUCAGCCCCUCCCACCUCGGUGGUCACAUGGGGGCACUGCCGGGUUUAAGCCUAAUCUGCCCUGUGCUCAGCAUUGCGUCUGACUGUGGGAUGGGCGAGCUGAGCUGGUUUCUGGGGCCCUGGAAAAGGGCCUGGAGGGGGGUCCCCACAGCUUCCCCCCCAUGAGUUUGGGGCUGGAGGAACCGUUGGAGGCCCAGCUGGCACUGGAGACCAUUAUCCAGACCUUGGAGAGCAGCGUCCUGAGAGCAGGCCAGGAGAAGGGCCUGAGCGAGCAGGACCCGGCCCAGGACUCUCCCAGGACCGCUGGCCUGCCUGCCCGCAUCCGGGAGAUUGUCACCCGCAACCUCUCCCAGCCUGAGAGCCAAGCCCCGCUGCCAGCCCCAGAGAUGGCAUCAGUGCUGUCACUGCAGGAGGAGAACCAGCUGCUGCAGCAGGAGCUGUCCCGCGUGGAGGACCUGCUGGCCCAGAGCCGCGCGGAGCGUGAUGAGCUGGCCAUCAAGUACACCGCGGUCAGCGAGAGGCUGGAGCAGGCUGUGCGGCUGGAGUCUGGGGAGCUGGAAACGCCCGAGCCCAGGGGGCUGGUACGGCAGAGCGUGGAGCUGCGGAGGCAGCUGCAGGAGGAGCAGGCCUCCUACCGGCGCAAGCUGCAGGCCUACCAGGAAGGCCAGCAGCGGCAGGCCCAGCUGGUGCAGCGGCUGCAGGCCAAGACCCUCCAGUACAAGAAGAAGUGCUCGGAGCUGGAGCAGCAGCUGGUGGAGAGAUCCGCAGAGCUGGAGCAGCAGCGGCUGAGGGACACGGAGCACAGCCACGACCUGGAGAGCGCCCUCGUCCGCCUGGAGGAGGAGCAGCAGAGGAGUGCCAGCCUGGCCCAGGUGAACUCCAUGCUCCGAGAGCAGCUUGACCAGGCGAGCUCGGCCAACCAGGCUCUGAGUGAGGACAUACGCAAGGUGACUACCGACUGGACACGCUGCUGUAAGGAGCUGGAGCAGCGGGAGGCGGCGUGGAGGCGUGAGGAGGAGUCCUUCAACACCUACUUCAGCAAUGAGCACAGCCGCCUGCUCCUGCUCUGGAGGCAGGUUGUGGGGGUCCGUCGGCUAGUCAGCGAAGUGAAGAUGUCCACCGAGAGGGACCUGCUGCAUUUGGGAGGGGAACUGGCCCGGACCUCGAGGGCCAUCCAGGAGGCGGACCUGGGGCUGAGCGCCGGCCUGCGGCUGGCUGAGAGCCGGGCCGAAGCGGCCCUGGAGAAGCAGGCGCUGCUGCAGACGCAGCUGGAGGAGCAGCUGCGGGACAGGGUGCUCCAGGAGAAGGACCUGGCCCAGCUGCAGGCGCAGAGCAACCUGGACAAGGCCAAUCUCAGUGCCAGAGUGACAGAGCUGGCCCUGACAGUGGAGCGCCUUCAGAACCAGAAUCUGGAGAAGGAUCGGGUCAACAAGGCCCUGACCGAGAAGCUCGAGGCCCUGGAAUCCCUGCGGCUCCAGGAGCAGGUGGCCCUGGAGACAGAAGACGGAGAGGGGCUGCAGCAGACCCUGAGGGACCUGGCACAGGCCGUCCUGUCGGACAUGGAGAGCGGUGUCCAGCUGAGCGGCUCCGAGCGCAUGGCGGACGCAUCGGACGGCAGCCUGCGGGGGCUCUCAGGCCCCCGGACCCCCUCCCCGCCGCGGCGCUCCUCGCCCGGCCGCGGCCGAUCCCCGCGCCGAGGCCCAUCGCCCGCCUGCUCCGACUCCUCCACGCUCGCCCUGAUCCACUCGGCCCUGCACAAGCGCCAGCUGCAGGUGCAGGACAUGCGUGGGCGCUAUGAGGCCAGCCAGGACCUCCUGGGCGCCCUGCGGAAGCAGCUCAGUGACAGCGAGGCUGAGCGCCGUGGCCUGGAGGAACAGCUGCAGCGUCUUCGGGACAAGACCAGCGGGGUCACCCAGGCUCACGAGGAUGCCCAGCGCGAGGCCCAGCGUCUGCGGAGCACCGUCGACCUUCUGAGCAGGGAGAAGGAUGGCCUGGCCUCCAGCCUGCAGGCGGCCCAGCAGCUGGCCGAGGAGCUGCGGCAGGAGUGCGAGAAGCUGCAGACGGCUCAGGGGGAGCUGCGGCGCCAGCGGGACCGGCUCGAGGAGGAGCGGGAGGACACGGCGCAGGACCGCGCGCGGACUCGCAGGGAGCUGGAGCGCAGCCACAGGCAGCUAGAGCAGCUGGAAGCAAAGCGCUCGGGGCUGGCCAAGGAGCUGGUGGACGUGAGGGAGGCGCUGAGCUGUGCCACGCUGCAGCGGGACAUGCUGCAGGCUGAGAAGGCCGAGGUGGCCGAGGCGCUGACCAAGGCAGAGGCCGGCCGUGCGGAUCUCGAGCUCUCGGUGACCAAGCUGAGAGUGGAGGAAGCCUCUCUGCGCGACUCCUUGUCCAAGCUGAGCGCCCUCAACGAGAGCCUCGCGCAGGACAAGCUGGGUCUGAACCGCCUUGUCGCCCAGCUAGAAGAGGAGAAGGCAGCCCUGCUGGGCCGCCAGCGGCAGGUGGAGCAGGAGGCCUCCUUGGCGCGGGAGGAGCGGGAGCGGCUGGAGCAGCUGCGGCUGGAGCAGGAGGUGGAACAGCAGGGCCUGGAGGGCUCCCUGCGCGUGGCAGAGCAGGCCCGGGAGGCCCUGGAGUUCCAGCUUCCCACGCUGCGCCAGGAGCGCUGCCGGCUGCAGGAACAGCUGGCCCAGCUCUCCCGGCAGCUGAGCGGGCGGGAACAGGAGCUGGAACAGGCACGGAGGGAGACGCAGCGGCAGGUGGAGGCGCUCGAGCGGGCAGCCCGGGAGAAGGAGGCGCUGGCCAAGGAGCGGGCCGGCCUGGCGGUGCAGCUGGCGGCAGCUGAGCGAGAAGGCCGGACCCUCUCAGAGGAGGCCACUCGCUUACGCCUGGAGAAGGAAGCCCUGGAGAGCAGCCUGUUUGAGGUGCAGCGGCAGCUGGCGCAGCUCGAGGCCCGCCGAGAGCAGCUGGAAGCCGACGGGCAGACCCUGCUGCUGGCCAAGGAAGCCCUGACUGGGGAGCUGGCAGGCCUACGGCAACAGAUGACAACUUUAGAGGAGAAGGCAGCUCUGGACAAGGAGCUGAUGGCCCAGAAGCUGGUGCAGGCUGAGCGGGAGGCCCAGGCCUCUCUGCGGGAGCAGCGGGCAGCCCACGAGGAGGACUUGGAACGACUCCAGCGAGAGAAGGAGGCGGCCUGGCGGGAGCUGGAGGCCGAGCGGGCCCAGCUGCAGAGUCAGCUGCAGCGGGAGCGGGAGGAGCUGCUGGCGCGGCUGGAGGCCGAGAAGGAAGAGCUGAGUGAAGAGAUCGCCGCGCUGCAGCAGGAGCGGGAUGAGGGCCUUCUCCUGGCCGAGAGCGAGAAGCAGCAGGCCCUGUCCCUGAAGGAGUCGGAGAAGACGGCACUGUCAGAGAAGUUGAUGGGCACACAGCACAGCCUGGCCGCCAUCUCCCUGGAGAUGGAACGGCAGAAGAGAGACUCUCAGAGCCGGCAGGAGCAGGACCGGAGCACCGUGAAUGCCCUGACGUCUGAGCUGCGGGAUCUACGGGCCCAGCUUGAGGAGGCUGCCGCCGCCCACGCCCAGGAGGUGAAGAGGCUGCAGGAACAGGCCCGAAACCUGGACAGGCAGCGGGAAUCCUCUGCUCGUGAGGCAGAAGAGCUUCGGACGCAGCUGCGCCUGCUGGAGGAUGCCCGGGACGGGCUGCGGCGGGAGCUGCUGGAGGCCCAGCGCAAGGUGCGCGAGGGUCAGGAUGGCCGCGAGGCCCAGCGCCAGGAGGCCAGCGAGCUGCGGCGCAGCCUGAGUGAGGGUGUCCAGGAGCGCGAGGCCCUGCGGCGGUCCAACGAGGAGCUGCGGGCAGCCGUGAAGAAGGCUGAAAGCGAACGGAUCAGCCUGAAGCUUGCCAACGAGGACAAGGAGCAGAAGCUGGCGCUCCUCGCAGAGGCGCGGGUGGCCGUGGGCAAGGAGGCCGAGGAGCUGCGGGCCGGGCUGCAGGAGGUGGAGCGCGCCCGGCUGGAGGCCCGCAGGGAGCUGCAGGAGCUCCGGCGGCAGAUGAAGAUGCUGGACACUGAGAACGCCAGGCUGGGCCGGGAGCUGGUGGAGUUGCAGGGCCGCCUGACACUGGGCGAGCGGGCGGAAAAGGAGGGCCGGCGGGAGGCCCUGGGCCUCCGACAGAAGCUGCUGAAGGGCGAGGCCAGCUUGGAGGCCAUGCGGCAGGAGCUCCAGGGGGCCCAGAGGAAGCUGCAGGAGCAAGAGGGCGAGUUCCGGGCCCGCGAGCGAGGCCUGCUGGGCUCCCUGGAGGAGGUGCGCGGCGCGGAGAAGCAGCAGCUGGACCACUCCCGCAGCCUGGAGCUCAAGCUGGAGGCGGCGCGGGUCGAGGCCGCGGAGCUGGGGCUGCGGCUGAGCGCGGCCGAGGGCCGGGCGCAAGGCCUGGAGGCCGAGCUGGCCCGCGUGGAGGCGCAGCGGCGCGCGGCCGAGGCACAGCUGGGCGGCCUGCGCUCAGCUCUGCGCCGGGGCCUCGGGCUCGGGCGCUCCCCUAGCCCGGCCCCGCUGCCCUCGCCCGGCUCCCCAGCCCGGAACGCGCCAACCGGAGGAAGCGGUGAAGGGCUCAGCAGCCCCAGCCUGUUGGAACGCAGCCCUGGGUCUGAGCCACCAUCCCCAGGACCUGCCAUCUCCCCAGUAUCUCCAGACCUAGACCCGGAGGUGGUGCGGGGGGCCCUCCGGGAAUUCCUGCAGGAGCUGCGGAGUGCCCAGAGACAACGGGAUGAGCUUCGGGCCCAGAUGAGCACCCUGAGUCGCCAGUUGGCCGAGCUGGAGGCCGAGAGGGACAAUGCAAUGUCACGGGUGAGGCAGCUGCAGAAGGCCGUGGCCGAGAGUGAAGAAGCCCGGCGUGGCGUGGAUGGACGGCUGAGCGGGGCGCAGGCCCAGCUGGCACAGCAGGAAGAGAGCGUGCGGCGCAGCGAGCGGGAGCGCCGGGCUGCCCUGGACCAGCUGGCCACCCUAGAGAGGACCCUGCAGGCCACGGAGAGCGAGCUCCGGGCCAGCCAGGAGAAGAUCAGCAAGAUGAAGGCCAAUGAGGUGAAGCUGGAGAGCGACAAGCGGCGGCUGAAGGAGGUGCUGGAUGCCUCCGAGAGCCGCACGGUCAAGCUGGAGCUGCAGCGGCGCUCGCUCGAGGGGGAGCUGCAGCGCAGUCGCCUGGGCCUGAGUGACCGUGAGGCCCAGGCCCAGGCCCUCCAGGACCGGGUGGACUCCCUGCAGAGACAGGUGGCGGACAGUGAGGUGAAGGCAGGGACCCUGCAGCUGACCGUGGAACGGCUCAGUGGGGCCCUGGUCAAGGUGGAAGAGAGCGAGGGGGCCUUGCGGGACAAGGUGCAGGGCCUGACCGAAGCCCUGGCCCAGAAUAGCGCCAGCCUCGCCAGCACCCAGGACAAGAACCUGCACCUGCAGAAGGCCCUCGCCGCCUGUGAACAUGACCGCCAUGUGCUCCAAGAAAGGCUGGAGGCCGCUCGGCAGGCAUUAUCCGAGGCGCGGAAGCAGAGCAGCUCCCUGGGCGAGCAGGUGCAGACGAUGCGCGGCGAGCUGGCGGACCUGGAGCUGCAGCGGGCGGAGGCCGAGGGCCAGCUACAGCAGCUUCAGGAGGUGCUGCGGCAGCGCCAGGAGGGGGAGACUGCGGCUCAGCACACGGUCCAGAAGCUGCGGGACGAGCGGCGGCUGCUGCAGGAGCGCCUGGACAGCCUCCAGGGCGCCGUCGCCCAGCUGGAGGCCGAGAAGCGGGAGGUGGAGCGGUCUGCACUGCGGCUGGAGAAGGACCGGGUGGCCCUCAAGAGGAUGCUGGACAAGGUCGAGCGCGAGAAGCUCCGCAGCCACGAGGACACAGUGCGGCUGAAUGCAGAGAGGGGCCGCCUGGACCGCACGCUCACGGGGGCCGAGCUGGAGCUGGCUGAGGCCCAGAGGCAGAUCCAGAUGCUGGAGGCCCAGGUGGUGGCGCUGGAGCAGGACCAAAGCCCCGGCCGGCUGGAGGACGACGAGCUGCAGCAGGAGCUGGAGCGCCUGCGCAGUGCCCAGGUGCAGACGGAGCGCGCGCUGGAGGCUCGGGAGCGCGCCCACCGGCAGCGCGUGCGCGGGCUGGAAGAGCAGGUGUCCGCACUGAAGGGACAGCUGCAACAGGAGCUUCGGAGGAGCUCAGCAGCCUUCUCCCCCAUGUCCGGCCCCGCAGGGGAAUGAGCCCCUUCCUGGCUGGCAUCCUGGGGAGCAGCUGCGGCUGGGUAGGACAGCAGCCCCCUGUCCGCAUGGUCUGCCCAGGCCCUGGCCUGUCCGGGCCACCAGAGCUCGGCUGGAGGAGGGGAGGAGCUGGGUGGCAGCGCCAAGGGCUGAGGGCCGGGGACGCCAGCAGCCUCUUGGCAUCAUCCGUGGGCCCCACCUCAGUCCAGUCCCUCCCUGGGAUGAGCCUCCAGGUCCCAUGAGAGCCUCCUUGAGUGACUGAGCCAAAGCCGGGGUCAGGGAGACCCCCCUUGCCUCUGGCUGGCCCUGGAGCAUGGGCUCAAUGGGAAAGAGGAGGGGAGCCUGGGAGUCAGAGACCCAGGCCUUCCCCCGGCUUUCCAGAGCUCUCUCCGCCUUAGUUCAGAGUGUUUGUCAGGAAAUUCCUCAGAGUUCAGAGUCCCUGUAUUUUUAUACCUUUUUACAGUGUUAACGGUUCAGAGCUGUUGUGUUUUUUGUAGCAAGGAGACCUCAUUUUCUAAAAACGGUUUGUACAGA